Acanthoscelides obtectus is the source of this 1014-nucleotide messenger RNA. The record is from the annotation of a GenBank genome assembly. Lineage: Eukaryota; Metazoa; Arthropoda; Insecta; Coleoptera; Chrysomelidae.
GCCGCUGACAACCAUACAAGUCUCCGUGUCGCCAUUGAAUAGCAUGGAAUUAAGUUGAAUUAAACCUUCUUCAGUGUUUAUGUUUUGUGUUGUAUAUAUUUUGUGACUCUCAGUGGAGAGCGUGGAGCCUGUAUGUAUUGUGAUAUAUAUUUUUUGUGCCGUGGUUCUGUGUUUGAUAUUUUUUGUGGUGUUUUUUGGUUAUAUUCAAUUUGUUUAUCAUAUAUUUUGCUGUUUGUGAAGUUAUUUAAAUAAUUAGUAGCUAUUUUACUGAAGGAGUGUUAUUUGGUGAUAUACGAGCUUCGCCACUCAAGAUGCUUAUAAACUCUUUCAAACACCCAGACUCAAAUAUUCGGCUCCAGCAAAGAGACGUUUGUGCUGUAUUAGAUAAAAAGGAUUUGGGCAAUGGAACUCUUUAUGUUAGCGAAAGUACACUAUGCUGGCAGAAAGAUGAUGAAUCUAUAGGAUUUACAAUAGGGUACCACAAAAUAUCUCUACAUGCAAUUUCUAGAGAUACACAGUUAUGUGAUAAGGAAUGCAUAUAUGUGGUUCUUGAUGGAAAGAUGUACAUGCCAGGUGAUGAACCCAAAGAAGAUCCUGAUGAUGAAGAUGCUAGUGAUGCAGACUCAAGCUCAGAAGUUACUGAGUUACUAUUGAUCCCAGAAAAUAUGAUGUUAGUUCAGACUAUAUAUGAAACAAUAAAAGUCUGCCAGGAACUCAACCCUGAUCCAAAUGAUAUUGAUGAUGAGGAGGAUCAUAUCUACCAAGAUGCAGAAGAUGAAAUGGAGGAAGCAGAGUAUGUUGUACACGAAAGAGGUGGUGGAGAUGCAGAUAUUGAUGACUUGUCACAUAGGAUUCAAAAUAGUUCUGUUUCUGUUAACUAUAACUAUAGUAAUGGUGAUAAUGAUGAAGAAGAGUUCCAAGAUGCUGAUUAGGUUGAAGUACUUAUCUAAGGCUUUAGUUGUAAUUUUUUUACUUAAAUAAAUACCAUUCAUUCAUUUUAAUACUAUUUCAUGA